Cordyceps militaris CM01 is the source of this 1542-nucleotide messenger RNA. Its product is annotated as protein pbn1. Gene Ontology annotation, molecular function: mannosyltransferase activity. Gene Ontology annotation, biological process: GPI anchor biosynthetic process; protein processing. Gene Ontology annotation, cellular component: endoplasmic reticulum membrane; glycosylphosphatidylinositol-mannosyltransferase I complex. The transcript has 3 exons. The record is from RefSeq and is a predicted model, not a curated record. Bases 1 to 1542 code for a protein of 513 amino acids. NCBI's taxonomy places the organism in Eukaryota, Fungi, Ascomycota, Sordariomycetes, Hypocreales, Cordycipitaceae.
AUGAUAAAGGAGCGCAUCACUUUCGUCCACCCGCCAGGGGGUGAGCUUGAUCCCAGGGAGUUUGAUGUGCAACCUACCGGACUGCUUGGCCCGACCAUCAAUACCAUGCGUGAAGAUAGAUUCACCAUUCCAAUAGAUGAAAUCCCGGCCAAUUUUGCAUCCGUUUUGCGCGACUUCAGCUCUCUGCAGGUCCGAUGGGCCAGCCCCCAACAGCAAAACACGAUUAGCCCGUUUAGCUCCCGCAUAUCGCCCGGGCUUCAUGUCUCUUAUUAUGCGCCAGCGAAACAAAGAGACGUAGACCCAUCCAAACUGUGCACUCUGCUACAGGCCUUUGGACCGGUUGGAUGCGAGUCAAGAGAGGCCUUUACGGAAAUUGAUCACAAAUCGAACGACUCCAUAACAGGUCGGUACUUUUACCAGCACGUCGAGGCCUUGGAAGAUUUCAUGGCCUACUUUUCAACCACCUUUUGCACUGAGCUUGAUCCAGAAUGCCAAGCAAGAGUCAGAGGACUGAAUGUUGCUGCUUCUCUGGACAUAACAUAUGAUGCGGAGCCGCAAACAGUCAAGAUGACGGCAUUCUGGCCGCUACGAAGCCAAAAUCUGGUAGCGAUAGCCGCUGACAGCCGACGCACUGAAGUUGGCAUCAUGGGCUUAGACGAGCCGGUCAACAUGAAACCGCAUGAACUUGGUGUCUCUGGCACGUUAACCGUUCUUAAAGAGCAAACGAAGCCGGGCCCGGUAUUCUUUGCUUUCCCAGCGCGUCACAGAGCCAGUCCUGCGUCAUUCUCGUCGCGGUUCGCAACGCCCACUGGCCUGCAUCCGACGAUGCAGCUUGGCUUCGACUCCAACAAGCCGCCAGUUGAUGGGGGCAGCUGCAAAAUGUAUGCAUAUCUGACGCUGCCGAGGACGAUAUUUGCAGACAGGUAUCAGCUCGCCGAUGAUCUGUUCCUGGCCUCCAAGAACCUGACGGCGGCUCCGUACACAAGCCUUCCCGUCGACCUUGAAGCCCCAGAAUACACCACCUCAGUCUGGGGCUCGACGGUCUUGCUAGAGCUUGCACCUCCUGCGAUGCGCGCGUAUCCUGACGCAUGGACGGCAGAAGUACCCCUCCAUCUCCGUUAUCUCAGACCUUCUGAGACGGGCAUUGAGGACAUUGAGGUUCCAUUCCCGGCAGUCUUUUGGGCGUGCGGGCCUGUACAAUCGGUAGAUUUUACCAAAAGUCCCUUUGAUCGGAUCCAUCUUGGAUACGACGAUCUGUUUGAAGAUGGAACAGUAUUUUGGCAUGUCUAUCCACAAGGGCGCGGGGGCAGCCGCGUCAUGGAGAGCCGGCUUAUGAGUAGUCUCUCCGUCCCGGUGCUUAAUACCAGCGCGUCGGACUGGGUUGGAAUCGGAACCACGGCUGCCAUAUCAAUCGGGUUUGCGUGGAUUCUAUGGAAGCUAGUCGGUGCUUUUCUGCAAUCCGGCUAUAAGAGCAAUGCAUCAAAUAGGCCUGCCGGUGGCAGCAUCGCGGACCAGGACGGCAAAAAGAAGAAGAAGCUAUGA